CUUAGGGGCCAGGGCGGGCAUUUCCUGCCUCAAGCCAAAUGGCUAUUUUCUUGGCAGCUUUGAGGGACAGGUCCGGUGGCCAAUAGGCCUGCAGUCUUGGGCAGAACCACCCAAUGGGAGCGUGCGGAUCCGGGCUGAGGGGCGGUCCGGGCAAGGAGGCAGAUUUUUUGAAAGGAUUACCAGUCUACAACAAAAGCAACUUCAGUAGAUUUCAUGCAGACUCUGUAUGUAAAGCAUCGAACAGAAGACCGUCAGUAUAUCUUCCCACAAGGGAAUAUCCAUCUGAACAAAUCAUAGUAACAGAAAAGACAAACAUACUUUUGCGUUAUCUACAUCAGCAAUGGGACAAAAAGAAUGCAGCAAAGAAGAGAGAUCAAGAGCAAGUGGAAAUAGAAGGUGAGAAUUCGGCACCACCACGGAAAAUUGCCCGGACAGACAGCCAGGACAUGAAUGAGGACACUUAAACUCUUGCUCUCUCCUACACUAUUUUGCAGGCGCUUCCUGUUUUGUCUCAAAAUGUGUAAAUUUCCGCGCCCCUUCCCCCCCCUCCACUAUGCAGCCCAAACCACUUCUGACUUCAUAGGAGCCAAUGUAUUUAUUUUUUCUCCAGUUUUUAUUUAUGCUGUAAAACUUACGGAGCAAUCGAUGGUGGAACAAGUCAGCAAAUGAUGUAGUGUAACUUUAAUCCUUUUUUAAAAAAAAAAACCCAUACAUUAUCACUUUUCCAGAUUUUGUUAAACCUGUUGCUUAAUUAACCCAGUUUGCCAUGGAAGCCUGGAGAGGAGACAUGACUUUACGGCAUGCAAAUUCCAGUGGUAUAGGCUUUCUGAUCCAUAUACCCACUGGUAUAUUACAGUAGUCAACUCUGUAUUGGCUGUAACCAGUCUAGCAGUAAUUUUUUUUGGCGGGGGGGGGGAAUGAGGGGGCUCAUCCGCUCUGAAAUGUUGAUCCUAAAAUCAGCACUGUACUAGGAAAUCCUGGGGGUCAUUAGGGUUAUGCUGAUCUUAUCAAAUGUGGUCAACUUGAUAGAACAGUUGUGGUUUUUUUGUUCAGCAGCAUAUGUUAUCACACGCAUCAAUGGUCAUGGAGAAUUCAAGUGACAGGUGUGUUGCUUUGGUUGCUCUUAAAUUUUAACAGCCUUUUGGUCUUGAAUGGACUGGUAUGUGCAACUUCUCCAUUGGAAUAAAAAGGAUACUUUUAUCCUACUGAGUAUUUGAUCAACAGUGUCUUUAAAAUGGCAGCAGGUGGAAUGGAAUUGGUAGGUCUACCUUAUAAUCUUAUUUGUUAAAUUUGAGAAUCAAAUUGGGUACAGCUUGGCAUCUAGAUUGGCUAUUUCCUUUCUCUCAACCAGUGAUUCUGAAAAAUCGUAUAUUGCAUGACUGGAGCUGAGUCCAGGACUUCUGGAUACAAAGUAGCUGAACAAAAUGAGCUUCUACAGUCUAUAUUAAAGACAGACCCUCUUUCAUUUGGACAAUGACAGUUCAGUGCCUAUCACCUGUAACCCUUUGCUGGCUAUCUUCAGUAGGAGCCAAAUACAAAACCCUCAAGAUGUCUAAGUGGAGUCAAAGGAAACCAGCAUAGUUGGUUGAAGGUGUCUCUCUCUCACUAUUGACUGUCCAUUCUGCUUUUAAUGUGAAAAGCUGAGUCUGUUUUUAGGUUGAAAUCUAGAUUGUUGCCUUCCAUUGCUCUUUUCCCAGCAUCUCUGCUCAUCCACAAAUUCUAAACAAACUGAGUCCAGAAGCUAUGUGAGCCUCUUUCUAGAAAACCAUGGGUAAGCCUAGUUCUGCAGGGAGUUUGACCGUGGUGGUUAAACUCAGAUGAAAGACUUGUGAAGACAGGGCUCAUGCCGCCACCUUCACUACUGUGUCCCAAUCAGGCCAGUGGACAGAACUUGUUCAGAAUAAAAGCAUGAUGGGAGUGAAAGCCAUCAGCAGCACAGUUUAUCUUAUGAGCCAGGACUUUGUGAGGAGCAGGACAUAGCCUCACUUAUUGCUGCAGUUUUACAAGUAUGUACAAGGCACUAAGCUCUGAUUCUACUAUUCUUCUUCUCACUUUUUCAGUGAAGAUCAUUGUUAUUUAGACCUAAAAUUGUACCUGCCCUUAAAAUAGCUACGUUUUGCUGCAGCAGUGCCCCUCCAGAUUAUCAGGUUCAAACACCAGCUGUGUUGGUGAGGACGAAAAUAUGGUUUUACAAUUUUGUGUUGUACUGGCAAUUGCAACUUAACAGAACUUCUUUACCCAGAGCUGUGCUGCCAAAAAAGAUGCUGUCGUGUGAAAUACAAAAAGUAAACGGAAAAUGCUAUGUUAGCUUCAAGGGCAUGUUAAAAGGUUUGUAAGAUACCAAAGGAGGAAAUGGGCGUAGUGCUGAUGACAAAAGUUUAACCAAUGCUGUGUUUUUAGCUACAUUUGAGAGUUCCAGCCUUGUUUUGUCAAGUGCUGUUUAAUUCCUUACUAAUAAAGAAUUUGGAGCUUUGCUGACCUCUCUGCUACAGCAAGUGAAGUACCAUUAAAGAGUUGGCAGUACCAUCCUGUUCUGUACCCCCAUCUUUGUUCCCUUUACAGUAAAUGGGACCUUGCUGGUAGCGGAGCCUUUGAAAUCUUACAAAUUUUUUUUUUUAAUUUACCAAAAAUCUCUGCAAUUCACACUCUUAGGGGAAAAAAGUAUUUGGCAAAGCGAAAAAAAUAGUUUCCUUUAGUUUCCUGAGAGCAAGUCUGAAGCAAUGGGGGGAAAAAAAAUGUAGUUAAACAAAAAUUCUUGUGUCCUUUCAAUCAAACUAUUGCAUUUUGCUUUUGAUGUUAGCUGUACACAAGCAGCAUGGAUUUCUGAUGCUCUCAGACAGGUAUCGUUGCAUUUUACUGAAAGUUUUGAUAGUCUUGCUCAGCUGGUCAGAGUUAUCUAAUCUGAACUGAAAGCCUCCUCCCUCACCAUCCAGUUUCCAUGCUGCUAAUGGCGUGAAAAUGCCAUCCUCAAGCUGCCACACAUUCAAAAUGUUUCCACUGCUGUUUAAUACAUGUGUAUUGGGUUUGUGUUGCAUGUGAAAACUCUCCCACCCAAUUGAUUGUCUGGUGUCUUAGGCAAAUCGUACAUUAAACAGAGAUCCAGAACUUCUCCAACAGUGUUCAGUUUGUAUAAUAUGUAGCUCCUCUAAUACUUUCUGAUUAUCCUGUUACAAAGUGACUGGGAUUUAGUUACCCUUAACGGGUAUUUUGUAUAUGUCCGCAUAGUGGUAUUUUUAUUGUUUCUAGUAUUGAGGUAUAUUGUACAAAAUUUGUAUAAAACUUUAGAAGCUUGUCAAAAAGAUAAGAGAAUUUUUGGAGUGAAUAGUGUGACUUUUAGCAGAAAUUGGAGCUGCAGGAACAUAUUUGCCUCUUUAUUUCAAUGAGAAGUUAGAGGACGCUGAAUCCUAGGAAUAGCCUAGCAAGCAUCUGCUCUCCCCUGCAAGGCAGAUUGCUCCUGUACUGGAUAGCAUUGAAGUUUGUGCUGUCUCUAUUUAGUAAUCCCUCAGAGCAAUUGGAUGUGAUGGGUAAAUCUCAGUUAUUUCAAUGGCAACCAUUGCCUUUAUUUUUAUUUUUUUUAAACAAAGACUGGAUGUAGUGGGUGUUAUCACAAGAUUAGUGACUGACAAGGCAAAACCAAAGAUGUCUUAAACUAACUCCAGAUAUCAAAUGUUGACUUCAGAGGAGUGUUAGAAGGGAUUUUAUUCUCUUCCCCUCCCCUGGCUCCUAAUCAACUUUUGAAGUAUUGAAGUUCGAAAGGGAAGUUGUGUUUUUGUUUUUUUGUUUUCAUUUUUUUAAAAUAAAUAAACCUUGGCACAUGUUCCAUUCCAGUGGUCAUAAGUGGUCACAUCUGCUCUGCAAAGGCCCUAUUUAUUUGUAUCAGUGGUUGGCUCUUCAGACUUGCCAGUUGCUUUCUGUGUACAUUGUUCAGUGUUCAAGACGUUUCCUUCAGCAAACACAGGGACAUACAAAGAAUACUGCAAAUACUGCUGAGGGAGGAUGGUCUGUUUUGAGUAGAUCUGGCAGGCUGGUAAGGGCUACUGCUGUUGGUGCUUAGAGUCUGAGAAUGUUUUUGAAUGCCGUUAGCCAUAAGAGCACUGAAUCCAUACUCAGUUACAAACCAGGCUACAAUGGUGAUCAGAAACAUUGUGAAAACCCUGCUGGACAGGGUGUGUUUGUGAGGAAGUAUCGACCAACUCCCCUGUCUGUUUAAAACUUUGGCCAGCCUUGGGUGUCUAAUUGCAGGGUAAAUGUACUCUGAGAGGGCAGGGUGAAGAUUCACCAGUACUACUAAAAUGGAACUGUGUUGUAACCAGGUUCACUGACAACCGCUGGUCCCCCUAACACUUGUAGCUGUAGUGUAGAUUGGGCCUUAAGUACCAAACCAUACAAGCUGAAAGCAUGUUCAGAACCAGGUGCUGAGCGUGGUUCUGGUUGACCUGCAGAGUGGCGUGUAAUUCUUUGAACACUGUUUAUUAUGGUCUGGAGCUCCAGAGAGGAUGAGGACCUAUGUACCAAUCUGUAUGCUAUUUGCAUUGUUCAAAGAAAUCUCUUGUGUACAGUCUGUCACUUGGGGGGUGGUUUAAACCUACUGAAUCGAAGUGCUGCUUUUUCUUCGCUUUUCUUGGGGGCUACAGGGUUCAGAAGCUCCCGGAUUCUUGUUGGCUGGUGUCUCUUUCUCCAGGCAUCAUGACUCUUGUGCCUUAUACAGUAAUUCAGUUGUUAACACUUGGACUGUUUCCUGUGUUGAGGCAGAACUUUGGGGGCUUGCUGGAAAAAUCGUAAAUCUGCUUCUGCAGUAGCUAGGAUUACUUUGGAGGAGCUCAUUUCAGAAUAUACCUUUUGAAAAUAGAUCGGACUAUACAUCGUCAACUUCUGCUUAUCGUGGACAGGUCAUACAAAUGGGCCUCAGUCAUAAGCAAAGCUGCCAUUUACCAUCUAGCAUUAGUAUGUUUAUACCACUAAUGUGACUUUAUUUUUCUGUUCAAAAGUUAUGCUUUUUUCUUUAGUUUUGCAACUAUACUUAUUAUAUAAUGGCCUUUUCUUUCCCUGAUUUAUUGACUGGCAUCUGGCAGCAGGGAAGUUAUGCUACACUAUGGCUUUGACUGGAAGGAUUCUUGGUGAUUGUCCUCUGUAACUUUUGUGUGUUAUAACUUCCGAUGUAUAAAAAGUGUGUGUGAUUUUUGUUUUUAGGGGGCCAGGUGUAUUUGGAUUGGUGUGUGUGUGUGUGUGUGGAUUAGGUUGAUAAACAUGCCCAAUAAAGGAUACUGCAUCAUUUGUUUACUCAAGCAGACUAUCCUUCGUACCAUAUUGAAUGCACAGUCAGCGAUCUCCACUCAGCUGGUUCACAGAUGAAUGCUUGUCGUCCUUGUAGUGGAGAAUUUAGUCAUGGAAUCUCCUCUAAAAAUUGAUCUGGUUUGGAGCACUGUUUAGUACCACUAACCUGCUGAGAAAUGUGGGACCAAAGCCACAUUUGCAGGUAGGGUACUUGACUUCCUUACUGCCAACUGCAAGCUUAUGUAGGUGGAUGUGCUCAUUAGAACCGUACUAAUGGCUCCCUGGAGUACUCACAUUUUAUAUCCACCAGCCUACAUUUCUCAUUUGAGAGGCCAGCAGCAUUGUAGCUCUCUCCUGCAUUGCUGCUGAGCUGUGUGUUCAUGGAUGUGUGUGGAUUCUUCAGUGGAGUUCAACAUCACACUAGCAACAUUAGAGUUGAACUUGCACUUCUCUAUUCAUUCUAGUUUUCUUGUUAACGAGUUUGGGAUGAAUAUUUCCUUCGGGUGUAAAGAGGACUGAACUUGGUCUGUACAGGAGAGCAACUUUGUAAUUGUGACUUUAAAAGUGGGAAUGGACAAAUGCCAACCUUCCCAUUUGUUCUGCACUAAGAUUUGCUUUUAAAAAAAAAGAAAAAAAAACCUUCUCUGCCCCCCGUCCCCCCCCCCGCCUGUGCCUGGAUGUGGUGAGUGAAAAGAUUAAUCGUAUGUACAGAUUGGCCUUUUCAUUCAAACUGGUGCAGUUCCAGUGAUGAUUCUUAGGUUAUGUAGACGGGCAAACAACUACUGAAGGUCUUAAUGUUUUUUGGAGGAGCCCUGGUGGACUUUAUCCUUUUAUGACUGAGUUCAGUUUUUAUCAGUGUAAACCUGGGAGUCGCUAAUCAGCUGGUGGGAUAAAAGGGCCAUGUUGUCAAAACUUUUUUGCUUUUUUCAUCUAAAAAUUAAUUGAUGAUAGAGGUGGGGUGGUUGAGUAAAUCAAAUGGCAUGAGUCAACCCCCACCUGUGGUCCUGGGUUCUAAUGUUGUUCAGGCCACCUGUGUACAAAUUUAAGUUUUGUGUGUCACUAUCUUUUUGUCUCCUCUACCAAACAAGCACACGCUUCAACUCAAUUGGCAUUCUGUGGUGAGAGAUGAACAGCCAGACUAGAAUAGCCAUCAUGUUGGGAGGAUGAAUCUGCCUUAACAAUGAGCUGUGCAUGGUGGGGAGGUUAACCUCUGCCAUAUCUGGCUGGAGUUACUGCUUUGGCGCUCUUACGUGCGUGAAAAAGUUUCGUUUUGAGCGUGAACCGAAAUCCUCUUGCUGGGUAUAUGGUGAUGACUUUUCACUGGCCAGCUUGUUGCUUCCCAUAUUAUGAAUACUACGUUGAUAACCGGUCCCUGUAGCUGUCCAGUGCACCCUAGUGCUGUAAUCUUGUGGUUGGUUGUUUAUAACACAAGUCUAAAUGUGCUUUUCUUUUCUUCCUUUGGGAAGUGGAGGGAGCUCUAACAGUGUAAUUAGUCAAAUACUCUUCCUUGCUUUGCUGAGUAAUGUGUGACUUAUCCCUGAGAUACUAGCAAUGAUUGGCCAUUUAGUUAUUUAAAUACACACGCAUACUUGUUGGAGGAGGGCAGAGUAAACUACUUCACUUGCUAGCCACCUGCUUUGUUCUGUGACUAUGGCUGUCUGGCUUGGAUUGCAGAAGAGUCCUGACAAAAAUGGAUAUUGAUUCUUCACUUAGAAGAAGUGACAGAAAAUACUGCCAUGCAAUCUGAAAGGAAUGAUCCAUGGUGCUUGUCAGCACUGCAUCACCCUGCACAAUACGGCUGGGCUGGACUUCCAAAUACAUGUGUUUCUUACGACUUAGUGCAAUGUGUAUAGUUAAAAAGGCUUUACUGGGUUUUUUUUAUUAAGACUAAUCUACGUAGUCUCCUUGGUCAGUUGCAUGUAACAGCUGAAUGUAUGGGAUUGGGCCUUAUCUUUCUAGCCAUCCCAAAUUGCUUUUACGUCCGUUACAGUCUGGAAUACAAAAUCCCAGGAUGAUUUUAUUGGCAAUACACAGUGUAUCCCUUGGAGCCUGUAUUACUUACAACCCAUCUUUCUGCUUGUGGACAAGAAAUACCUGCUGCGUUCCAACUCAACCUCUCCCCCCUUACUCUUUUUGCAAACACUGUGUCUGUGGGGCAGGGGGCAAUGUCUUCUCCUGAGGAGUUGCGUGGCGAUAGAGGGGCUGCUGUAAUGGAGCGACUGUAAAUAUUCUGUUCUAGUUGAAUGUCACAGCUGUUGGAUUUUGCAUUUAUUUUUAAACUAUUUCAUGUUUGAUACUGUGUAUAAUAAAUUUGCAGAAAGUA
Messenger RNA from Mauremys reevesii (Reeves's turtle), 7597 nucleotides. It is a transcript of the gene DDA1, whose product is annotated as DET1 and DDB1 associated 1. The coding region runs from base 114 to 464 and encodes 116 amino acids. The record is from RefSeq and is a predicted model, not a curated record. The transcript is spliced from 5 exons. Gene Ontology annotation, cellular component: Cul4-RING E3 ubiquitin ligase complex. Lineage: Eukaryota; Metazoa; Chordata; Testudines; Geoemydidae. Gene Ontology annotation, biological process: positive regulation of proteasomal ubiquitin-dependent protein catabolic process.